AUGGCCGCCACAGCUCAAGAUGACGACGACGUGGAGAUACUCAGAAAAUGCAAGGUACCAACCACAUUCAAUCGCCCUCAUGCCAUCUUCGUUGCCCAUGCUAAAAUUAAGAAACCUUCACAGAGCGAAUGCAACCGCCGCUUCAAGGCCCUCGGCAUCAUGAACAACUGCGACAAGGACGACUCCGACCACCAGUGCAUGUGCGAAACACCAGGCUUCUACGGCCUGUACAUGUGCUGUCUGGAGGAGGUGUGCGCCGAGUACGGUCUCGAGGUGGGCUCGGAAGAGGGCGACCAGCGACUCGCCGUCCCUUGUGUCGUGGACUCGACAUCCCGGCAGGUGACGCUGAGCUGUCCCGCGCAGUACUCGAUGACGAAUUUCGAUGACGUCUCUACAAUGUCGAGUUUGAUUGAGACAUUGGGCACCACCACUACCACCACCACCACCACCACCACAGACGCGGCAUCGACCACGCCCGCGUCCACUCUUGCCACCCGGACGUCCAUGUCUCUCCUAGUGGACACGCUCGUUCCGAGCGAAACAGGGCAAGGUGGGAAUGGUCAAGGAAACGCCGACAAAGCCGCCACAAUCGGUCUAGGCGUUGGCCUCGGCGUGGGCGUCUCCCUGUCCCUCGUCGCGCUUGGGUUCACCAUAUUCUUCCUCCGUCGACAACGAAAGCAGAACCGUCCCGCAGAAGAUACCGAGCCACCUGCUCCUCCCGCACAGCCCUCUGAAGCCGUGCACGAAGACGCCAUCGUGAGAUGUGCGCCUCACGAGCUGGGGAGCGCGGAGAAGGGUCCGUCAGAAUUGGCAGCUGCCCGUUCGCCGACCGAGAGCAGCCACAUCAUAUACGAGUUGCCUGGCGAUUCCCGAACACCAUAUGGUCGGGCGGUAUGA
Messenger RNA from Emericellopsis cladophorae, 897 nucleotides. RefSeq lists its product as uncharacterized. Lineage: Eukaryota; Fungi; Ascomycota; Sordariomycetes; Hypocreales; Bionectriaceae. The record is from RefSeq and is a predicted model, not a curated record. Bases 1 to 897 code for a protein of 298 amino acids. The transcript has 2 exons.